CCCGAAAACCAGGAAUAAUUCACAGAGAAUUUUCCAGACUCAUUUUUUUUUAAUUUUCAUUUCUCAUUUUCCAUUGGAGAUGCCCGGAAGCUUAGAGCCUUUAGAUUUGGUCGGUGUUCAAGUCCCUUACUAUUUCAGAUGCCCUAUCUCCCUCGAGCUCAUGCGUGACCCGGUAACGGUCAGCACCGGUCAAACAUACGACCGGACCAGCAUCGAAUCAUGGGCUGCUACCGGUAACACCACUUGUCCGGUCACUCGAGCACCGCUCUCUGAUUUCACUCUCAUCCCUAAUCAUACACUUCGCCGGUUGAUUCAAGAUUGGUGUGUUGCGAACCGGGCUUUUGGUAUCGAGCGAAUUCCUACUCCGAAACAACCGGCCGAGCCGGCCACGGUUAGGUCUUUGCUGAAUCAGGCUUCCUUGGUUUCGAAUACAGUUUCGGCUCGUAUUUCUGCUAUGGUUCAACUUAAGGGACUCACCCUUGACUCGGAGAAGAAUCGUUCCGUGAUUUGUUCUCAUGGUAACGCACGUGAAAUAUUAAUGAGUAUUGUGUUUUCGGAGUCGAGUUCCGAAUCUUUGGAGUUGAAUCAGGAGGCACUCGCGGUUUUGGUGAUGUUUCAACUCAGCGAGUCCGAGUGCACGGAGAUCGCUUCGGAUUUGAAUAAAGUGAUUUACUUAUCGAAACUCUUGUUUCAUUCCUCGAUUGAUGUUCGAAUCAACUCGGCUUCGCUCAUCGAAACCGUUCUCGCCGGAACGAAUUCAUCGGAUCUCCGAGCCGAGAUCAGCAAUGUGGAUGAAAUCUUCGCCGGCGUCGUCGAUAUAUUGAAGAAUCUCAACUCGUAUCCACGCGCCUUGAGAAUCGGCGUUCGAGCUCUGUUCGCCUUGUGUUUAGUCAAACAAACCAGGCAAAAAGCCGUGGAAGCCGGGGCCGCCGAGGCGCUGAUCGAACGGUUAGCCGAUUUGGACAAGUGCGACGCCGAACGAGCUCUGGCGACGAUCGAGUUGCUAUGCAGGAUCCCCUCCGGUUGCUCCGCCUUCGCGGCGCACGCGCUAACCGUCCCGUUGUUGGUAAAGACGAUACUGAAGAUAUCCGAUAGGGCAACGGAGUACGCCGCAGGGGCGUUGACGGCGCUGUGUUCGGAAUCGGAACGGAGUCAGGGGGAGGCGGUGACUGCGGGCGUGCUGAUCCAGUUGCUGUUGUUGGUCCAAAGCGAUUGUACGGAGAGGGCGAAGAGAAAAGCUCAGAUGCUGCUUAGAUUGCUUCGGGAUUCGUGGCCUGAAGAUUCUACGGGGAAUUCCGAUGAUUUCGCUUGCAGCCCCUUUUGAAGCAUAACUACUCACUGCAUUCCUUCUUUUAGGGCAAACAUUCUUAAUUUUCUUAUUUUUUUCUCAAAUGAAAAGAAAAAUCAAUAGUUAUUCAAUUUCAAAAAUAAUUAACAUUUCGAUCUUAAAUCAGGUACAUAGACGAGGCUGUAGUUUUCUUGUACCUAAGACUGCAAAAUCUUUCGAAAAAUAGAUAUCCCGUAUCAUUCUUUCUUUU
Hibiscus syriacus is the source of this 1538-nucleotide messenger RNA. RefSeq names its product U-box domain-containing protein 26-like. Bases 80 to 1324 code for a protein of 414 amino acids. Gene Ontology annotation, molecular function: ubiquitin protein ligase activity. The transcript has a single exon. Gene Ontology annotation, biological process: protein ubiquitination. The record is from RefSeq and is a predicted model, not a curated record. Lineage: Eukaryota; Viridiplantae; Streptophyta; Magnoliopsida; Malvales; Malvaceae.